Messenger RNA from Trematomus bernacchii (emerald rockcod), 4431 nucleotides. Its product is annotated as protein-glutamine gamma-glutamyltransferase K-like. Lineage: Eukaryota; Metazoa; Chordata; Actinopteri; Perciformes; Nototheniidae. Gene Ontology annotation, molecular function: protein-glutamine gamma-glutamyltransferase activity. Bases 90 to 2450 code for a protein of 786 amino acids. Gene Ontology annotation, biological process: peptide cross-linking. The record is from RefSeq and is a predicted model, not a curated record. The transcript is spliced from 14 exons.
CGGCGCACAGAAGAUUUCCUCCUCCAGUCUGCUUUGUCUCAUUUCAUCUGCCUCUGAACUGAGUGAGUUUGAACGAGUUGUUUCACAGGAUGCCUGUAUCGACGCGAUCAAUCAGAGACCGGUCUGCAGUGGGUCGGUUUCCUACUGUCACGUUUGGAUUUGGGGAGGACACAGAGGAAGAAAAGGAAGCCUCAGAGGAAGACAAUGCUGAGCAGGGAAAUGCAGGCCGGAAGUGGCUGCGUAAAAUCUGCCCGUGCUGCUGUCCCCAGCCAGAUGACGUCGACAUUACAGACACUUUGAUUACAGUAACUGAUGACCUGGAGGAAGUGACGGACGAUAAGAAGCCUGUUGCUGGUGACAGCGAGCUUGAUGAACUCCUCCUCAAUGUGAAAUCAAUAGACCUGAUGAAAGGCAAAUCAGGGGAGAACCGCACACAGCACCACACCGACCUCUACCAAAGUGAUGCCUUUAUUAUUCGCAGAGGACAGAAUUUCCAUAUGUGGAUUACUCUGUCUCGACCCUUUGACCCCAGCACUGACAAACUUCACCUCGAUCUUAAAACAGGGCCGCUGCCAACAGUGUCAAAAGGAACCCAUGUAAUCAUCCCUUUGGUGGAGGAGUUGGAGGGCAAUCGUUGGGAGGCUUCUAUUGUGAGUCAGGACGACAAAAGGAUGAAGCUGUCUGUGAAUUCUCUCCCCACGGCGCUCAUUGGCCGAUAUCAAAUCAUAGUGGAGACGCAUUGUGCAAACGGCCAGGCAGUUUCUACACAUGACCCUGCUAAUGAUAUCCUUCUGCUGUUCAACCCCUGGUGUGAAGAUGACACAGUGUUCAUGGAUGCUGAAGACGAGAGGCAGGAAUAUGUCCUGAAUGAUAUCGGAAAAAUCUACUAUGGCACCAUGGAUCAAAUUGGAGUGCGGACCUGGGACUAUGGACAGUUCCAAGAUGGGAUUCUUGCUGCUUGUAUCUUUGUCCUGGAAAAGAGUGGAACUCCUCCGUCAGGGUGGGGAGACCCGAUUAAUGUGGUGCGAGUGGUCUCAGCCAUGAUCAACUCCCCAGAUGACCUAGGUGUCGUGGAAGGAGACUGGUCCGGAAACUAUUCGGCUGGGACUAGUCCAACAGUUUGGAGUGGAAGUGUGGAAAUCCUGAAGGAAUAUCAUAAAAACGACGGAAAGCCUGUUAAGUAUGGCCAGUGCUGGGUCUUUGCUGGAGUAUUCACCACAGUCUUACGCUGUUUAGGCAUUCCCGGUCGAACUGUGACCAACUUCAGCUCAGCUCAUGACACAGACGUCUCCUUGACAACAGACGUAUACCUAGACGAGAACCUGGAGCCUAUGGAGCUCCUCAAUGCUGACUCUAUCUGGAACUUCCAUGUGUGGAACGAUGCCUGGAUGGCGCGUCCAGACUUGCCUGCAGGCAACGGAGGCUGGCAAGCUGUGGACGCCACGCCUCAGGAGACGAGCCAGGGCACCUUCCGCUGCGGCCCGGCGUCUCUCACUGCAGUACGCAAUGGACAGGUCUACCUGAAACAUGACAUCCCAUUUGUGUUCGCUGAGGUGAAUAGCGAUAAAAUCUACUGGCAGAAGAACACAGAUGGGACCUUCAGUCAAAUCUAUAGUGAGAAAAAGGUUGUGGGCCACUUCAUCAGCACAAAGGCUGUUGGUACUGAUGAACGCAUGGAGAUCACACACCUUUACAAACACCCCGAAGGCACAGAGAUGGAACGUAUUGCUGUGGAGACAGCAUGUAGCUAUGGCUCCAAAGCGGAGGCCUAUACCUAUACCAAGUCACAGGAUGUCUCUGUAGAAGUCACCAUGGAUGGUGUAGGUCCUAAAAUGGGAGAAGACGCAGAGCUUAAAAUUACUUUGCGAAACAGCAGCUCAGAGGAACGAAAGCUCAUCCUGCACAGCCAGGUGGCAGUCAUGUACUAUACCGGGGUCCACAAGGCAACGGUCAAAAAGGACACCACAGACUUGGACUUGAUGCCCAAUGAAGAAAAACAUUUGGAGUGGACCAUGGAAUAUAAAGACUACAAGGACCAACUGGUAGACCAGGCCGCCCUGAUGCUGACGCUGACCGGCAGGGUCAAGGAAACACAGCAGGUCCUGGCCACACAGUUCAAUUUCCGGCUCAGGACCCCAGACCUCAUCCUGAAGCCCAUCGGGAAAGCGGUGGUAGGAGAGAAGAUGGCAGUGGAGAUUUCAUUUACAAACCCACUAACACAGGUGUUGAAAGCUGUGAUAUUCCAUGUGGAAGGACUGGGCCUCCUUACCGCUCGAAAGAUUCAUUACGGAGAUAUUGGCAGUCGUGCCUCCGUGUCACUGACUGAGCACUUCGUAGCCCCACUCCCCGGGCCGAGGAAAUUACUGGCUUCAUUGGACUGCAAGCAGCUCACACAGGUUCAUGGUGUGACCGACAUCACUGUGGAGGAAAAAAGCAAUGGCGCUUUAUAGCAAUUUGAAAACUAGGACACUUCGACACUGAAUGUUUUAAGAUAACAGUUUUUCCAUGUCAUUUAUGGAAAGUUUAAAUUAACGGAAAGUAUGACACUGAAACUUUAUUUUGCAUUAUAAUUCAAAAUGACCGAUGACCACAGAGAGACAACCACUUACAGUAUAAAAACAUGUACGAAAAAUAUAUGAAAACCAGUAUAAGCUUACACCAAGCUUAUUAUAUUUUAAUAUUGUCCCACAGUCGUGCAGAGGUCGGACAGUGUGGCAGCUUAAAUGAAAGAAAUGUAUAUAUUUUUUUAAAGGAUCUACGUUAAGCAUCAUGCUUUAUAUUUAUACAUUUGAUAUAUAUUUUAUGUGUUUACUUGCCAUGUGUUUAAACUAAGACUUGUUUAUUAAACAAAUUAAUACUGCUUCAAAUGCUUUUGUGUUAUUUAAACAAAACAUAUCACAAGUUUGGUGACGUUUCAUGACAUUUCCUAACAAUUUGUUUCUGAUUCCCCGUGCUAAUGUUUGGUUAGAGAAGUAUAUUUAAGAUUUAUGUUCAUAAGGAGUCUGUAUUCAUGAAGUGGAAUCUAGGAGAGCUCAUCUCAGAUUUUCUGUACCCACUUAAAAAUCUGGAAACAAAGUCAGUGACACAGAAUGAUUGCAUUUGUUUGACUGCUUUUGGGGAUUACCUUAAAGUUUCAGGGCGAAAGACAUGCCGAUCAAUUUUAGCAUAAAGGUGCAUAGAGCAGCGCUCCAAUAUUAUGGAAGCAAGAGGAAAUACAUUGGAAACAAUUUGAUCUUACUUGACAGGUCAAAACAUCUCCACAUCGCAUCCAUCUUCUUUUUUAUUUACCCAAUUUCCUUCCAAAUACAGUUCACAGACUGGUGCAAAUUAUGAUUGCAUAAGAGGCAAUAAGCCAAGGAAACAAUAUUUUUGUCUCAAACUGUUCGUGUUUUCUGACAAGCAAUGUUUGGUGUGCAAUUUGUUUUUCUUACUCUGGAGUGAGAGUAAUGUGUGCCCACUUUUCAAGCCAGCCUCCAGUGCACAAGGUAUUUUAAAAUAAAAUAAUACUUUCAUCCUUCUCUCACGAUAGUUUGCUGUGCUAAGAUAAAUGGGCAUCUACAUUGGUAAACAAGACUCUGACAGCACACCUACAUGUUUGUCGUAGAAAGAUAAAUGGGCCACUCUCUUUGGAAAUUCACCUGCUGGAAAAGUGUAAUCAAUAAAGUUAAUGAUGACUGUUGCAUUUAGGUGCAAAACACUGUGUCUGUGAGCCAGCCAGCACAAAAGCAGUGACCUGGUACUAAAGGAAUACAGCCGGAGUGAAGGUCGAAUUACACCGUGCAGGUGUUCCUCUGCACCUGUUUUGAUUUGUGAAAAAAAAAAAUGCAGAGAAACACCUGCACGAUGGAAUUCAAUGCUGUAGAAAUCACAUUACAAGGUAAUGCAGUCAGCAAAACAACAACAAUAUUGAUAAUUAAGCUGAAGCAUCACUUCUCAGGAACAGAUUAGCAACAACACAAAUAAUUAUUGUUGCGUACGUUUUACAGCGUUAUUAAUUAGUACAGAAUUGUUGUAUUGCUUACUCUUUUUUCUGCUCACUCUUUGCAUCUUCAUAGCACAUACAUGUAUACAGGAAAAGGUCAUAACAAGCAAGUGGUAUUUUAUUUUUCUUUCGCAGCAGGAUGCAUAAUAACAAUAUUGCAGCAAUGUCUUAUGCUUGAAGAACUACUGUAGGUCCAUACAACACUGGAAUUGCUCAAUAACCAUAUCAUCAGAUUUUCUUGAGGGGUAACUGUGGCUGCAAGGUACUGCGAUUGUCCUUCAAUUGGAAGGUUGUGGGUCAGAUCCCAGCCGUUGCAGUCAACGCAGUUGCGCUUUGAGGGGUCAUAAUGACUGGAUAAAGCGCUAUAUAAAUACAGUCCAUAUGCCAUUUGAUGUAUUAUGUAAUUCAUGUCAUGCUGUAAUAAAUAAAGUAAAGUAAUCAAAUACUGA